CCGACCGAGAUUGAUGUCUUUGAUGUUCCUUCCGAAAAUGAUGCUCCAAUUCAGACUGUACGGAGCUCUAGAACCAAAAUGCUUCCCAGAAAGGAGAGCAAGGUGACGGCAGGGUCUUCCACGUUAUUAAAGACACAAACUAAGCCGAAUGAUUCCGAUGACUCAAACCCAGAGAAGAAACGCAAGCGUGGACCUGCGAACGACGCUAAGGUUGGAGCUCCAGGAAUGACAUCUGGUGUGGCCGAUGUAGCGAUCGCUCCGCGGCAUCGAAAAUCCCAGAAGAAAACAGGUGAUAAGUCGCCUAGGCAAGGCUUUGAGGAAUCCAUGACUCUUCCCGUUGUUAGCUCGGAAGUACCUAAAGUUCAACCAUCAUAUCCAGCCAGGCGAAUCCGAGCUCGGAACAACGCAACAGCACCAAAAUCACUCACCGCUAGAAUGCAAUCAUCCCCCGCAAGAUUGCACGAAAUGGUUUCUGUCCGAGGGCCAAAGCCUGGCACGGAUAGUAUAACAUUACAAAACAAGUCCCACGAAGAGGAAGUAACGAUGUAUGACAUUCAAGAUGCUACGUCUACACCAGCCCGCGUCAAUAGGAGUAAUCAGUUGAACACCACAACACCGCAACAGACACAGACUCUAAGCAAUUUAAUGGACGCCGAGGAGACUACAACCCCUUCCAUGCCUAGUAUUCGGAGGCUGCAGCUGACCGACUCGAAACCAAAGUCUCUUCUCGGCAGUCUUGUGAGAUCUUCUUCUGAUAUACCUCUCAGCGCACAUUCACGAAAACCUAGGCUCAUCGAUUCGCUGAGACAGGCGAUCCCUAGCUCAGAAGGAGAAGAAAGUGACAGUGAGGACGACGAUGAGUCAAGCGAGGAAGCCACGCAGCUAGCCUCUGGAACAUCUACUACUCAACCAGGAUCAAAAUUUGGUGGCCCUCCAGUGAGAGGUCGAGAUUGGGAUAUGGAUGAAGGUAUGAACGGAGAAGCCCAUAUCAAUUCACAACUGUCUCAGACCUCGGUCCAUAUUCCUACAUCCUCUAAGGUUACUUACGCGAAACAACGAUCUUACCGGGAGGAAGCAAGCCUAGAAGAUGGCCUACUUCUUUCCAUGGAUCUUGACGAUCCAAUGGGGUUCGAUGGAUUCGGAGCAGCCAGACCGCUGGCUGAUGAAUCCGAGGAAGAAGAAGAGCAAGGUCAAGUCAGAGGUAUACACGAGCUUAGAAAGAAGGGACAAAACCAAAAGUUUCUCAAUGAAGCCGAGUCAGCCAUUGAUGACAUAUCCGCCUCCAAUACACUGGGCACUUCCAUGCGUCGAAGUGCUAUGCUUGAACUCUGUACCCGGAUGUCCGACGAAAGCUUUCUUGAACAGAUGCUCGAUGCUGGAUUGGGCCGACGCUUUAUGGAAAACGUCAAGUCCAAUGGCGAGAUCGUGUUUGACUUCGCCGCAACCACUGCUGUCGCUUUUCUGUUGAGCCACAGCCUUGGGGCCGCGCUGCUUGACGAUAUCUAUAAAAGCCAGGUCAUCAAAAUAAUCACCACACUGUUGGGUAGACAUGAUGAUAUUGGUCGAAUCGCGAAAGAACGAAAAACCAAUCUGUCGAGAACGGGUCGAGAGUCGGUGGAUGCGUUCCGGACCUUGGUUCAACGUUCUCCACUAUGGUCAACGAAAGCACCCGAGAAGAUCUCACCUCGAAUCGUGGGAAUGCGAACACUAGAGCUUCUAGUGCUUGCACUUCGAAAAUCUGGCAAUACUGACGCGCUUGUCAAUGAGGACCUGAUCGGUGAACUGUUGGAUAUCGCAACGCAACGGGUCCAACUCGUAGAGAAAAUGGACGCCCAGGAAUUGCUCACUUGCAAUCUUGCAUUUUCGAUCAUGGAGGCGGUGUCCCUAUCGAAGGACAAACAGGCAACAUGGUCGAACAAAAUCAUGCGCCGCUUGGCAGAGCUGAUACCUGUCUUCCUCAACGCCAACGGAGAGUGGCCAGUCAAGCUUGCUAUGAGACUAUGCAUGAAUCUUACCAACAACAGGCCAAAGGCAUGCGAAGUUUUCGCUGGCCCCGAGUUUGUGCGACCACUAACACAGUCUAUAAUCGACAAGUUCUCUGCAUUGGAGGGUGAUUGCCCAGAAGAGCAGAGGGAAGAGGUGCUUGAGGAACUCAUCCUUAGCCUGGGAGCGAUGCUCAAUCUGGCCGAGUUCAGCGACCGAGCAAGGCAAGGCGUUGUGGCCGAUGGUGACGAGCUGGUAGAUGCGUUGGCAAAGCUUUUCCUCGAGGGAUCUGAACGGGCCGCACAGGCUGAAUCAAUGGAAGCAUCACAUGCCAAUGUGACCGUGGGCUAUCUCACAGUUCUCCUCGGGAAUUUGUGUCUGAACGAUCAUGUUCGGUAUAAAAUGCGCUUGCGGCUCCCUGGACAGACGGUGGAACUUCUGGUAGAGAAGAUCAAGGAGUUCGUUCGCUACAAUGAACGAGUCGACCGGGAGAAUAACGACUUCGGAGGAGAUGAAGGGCGGGCGACUUGGCAGAAUUUCACCAAGCGACUUCUACUAGUAGUGGAACGACUGGAAGUGGCCGAGAGCGGAUGA
Molecule: messenger RNA, 2577 nt
Organism: Aaosphaeria arxii CBS 175.79
Lineage: Eukaryota; Fungi; Ascomycota; Dothideomycetes; Pleosporales
Exons: 2
Biological process (GO): regulation of chromosome condensation
Source: RefSeq, a predicted model, not a curated record